Messenger RNA from Hypomesus transpacificus, 1502 nucleotides. It is a transcript of the gene slc35f3b, whose product is annotated as solute carrier family 35 member F3b. Gene Ontology annotation, cellular component: membrane. NCBI's taxonomy places the organism in Eukaryota, Metazoa, Chordata, Actinopteri, Osmeriformes, Osmeridae. The transcript has 8 exons. Bases 170 to 1459 code for a protein of 429 amino acids. The record is from RefSeq and is a predicted model, not a curated record.
CGGUGAAGCUCUUCAUUAGCGGAGUUACAUCCGCGGGGACGGGAGUGGGAGAGACGGGGUUUUCGUUGAAGAAACGGCAAGAUAUCUCUCUGUCUACGCGGCUGGCACCACAUCGGCUUCAGGGAUGUAGUCGAAGCGGGAAGAGCUCUGCACUACCGAGCUCGUGAACAUGAAGAAACAUUCGGCCAGGGUUUCCCCGUUGUCCGCCUGCAACAGCCCGGUGCUCACCUUAACAAAAGUUGAAGGAGAAGACAGGCCUAGGGAGAGCGUGGUCGGCACGUCAGAAGGCCAGCCGGCGGCAGGCGCGCCAGGGGUGGAGUCAGCCACGGGGAGGCGGAGACUGCGCUGCUGCGUCCGGGUGACGGCGCUGCAGGUGCGCAAGGCGCUGUGGGGCGUUGCCAUGGUGAUAUGCGUGUGCUCGUCGUGGGCGGGAGCCACCCAGCUGGCCAAGCUGACGUUCCGGCGGUUCGAUGCUCCGUUCACCCUCACCUGGUUCGCCACCACCUGGAACAGCCUGUUCUUCCCCUUGUACUACGCCGGACACGUCUGCAAGAGCAGCGAGAAGCAGACGCCCAGACAGAGACUCAGGGAGUGUUGUCGUUUCUUCAGUGAUGAAGGUCUAACAGCGAAGGUGUUCUUCACCAAGGUGGCUCCAUUCGGCCUGCUGUGGAUCCUCACCAACUACCUGUACCUGCAGGCCCUGAGGAAGAUCAACACCACAGACGUGUCGGCUCUGUUCUGCUGCAACAAGGCCUUCGUGUUCCUGCUGUCCUGGAUCGUGCUGCGAGACCGCUUCAUGGGGGUGAGGAUUGUGGCGGCCAUCUUGGCAAUCGCUGGCAUUGUGAUGAUGACGUACGCAGACGGCUUCCACAGUCACUCUGUCAUCGGGAUCACUCUGGUGGUGGCCUCAGCCUCAAUGUCAGCCCUCUACAAGGUGCUCUUCAAGCUAGUGCUGGGCAGCGCUAAGUUCGGGGAGGCGGCUCUCUUCCUGUCCAUCGUGGGCGGGGCUAACUUCCUCCUUCUCAGCUUCAUCCCUGUCAUCCUGUACUUUAGCCAGAUGGAGAACUUUGGCUCCCCGGACCACAUCCCCUGGGCUCACCUGUGUGGAGUGGCCGGCCUGCUGCUUGCGUUCAACCUCCUGGUGAACUUUGGCAUUGCUGUGACGUCCCCCACACUUAUCUCUCUAGGCAUCGUGCUCAGCGUGCCUGUCAACGCCAUGGUGGACCUCUACACCUGUGAGAUCAACUUCAACACAGUGCGGCUGAUCGCGGUGUUCAUCAUCUGCCUGGGUUUCCUGAUGCUGCUGCUCCCUGAGGACUGGGACCACUGCUUCAUCCAGCUGCACACACGCCUGCGCCGGCGUGAUGAGCCAGCAGAGGGCGCAGGAGAGACCGGGACCGGGACAGGGCUGACCUGGAGCCGGAGGGCUCGAACCUCCAUGUCCACGUUUACACACUGACACACACACUGACACACUGACAAACACACACUGACACACACAC